AUGCCGCCACGACUCCCGUUAAGGCCAAUCGCCGGCCGCGCCGCCUCGUUGACCCUGGGCAAACAAUCGACGAUAUCAGCGCGAGAGGUGUGCUUGUUUUGCUCCCUUUCUACAACCUCGAAUCCCUCGCGAACGACCCGUCGCACAGCCGCCAGGAGAGAAGUCGCCAAGCAGCGCCGUCACUUUCAAUCUUCUACGCAUGCAAUCCAUUCUUCAGCGCCGCUGGAGCCCGCGUCUUCGGGGAACCCGAGAUCCGAACUUAUUGAUACCCUGCUCGAGUUGCAAAAGCAUGCCGUAAAUCACGUCAAUCUCUCUCGACUGCAGCUCGCCCUUCAGGGUCUGCGACAGGAACCCGGCCAGGAGCAUGUGCGAGUCGCUAUCCUUGCGCUCGCUGACGGUGCGGAACCCGGAAAGACAGCGAGGGAGCUGCUGAGGCUGCUCCUGGCAGACCCUUUGAGCGACGAGGCGGAGUGGGAGAGGCAAUUGGCGCAGCACGACACCAAGCAGCCGCUCGUCGUGAGAAUCGCACAGGAGAAUGCCGCGGAGCAGGGCACGACGCUGAACAUAUCCAAGACGAACCUGCUUCACGAGCUGGAUAUCUCAUCGCCCUCGCUUAACGGGCACGGCAUCGAGCUGUUGCUGAUGGAGGUGAACCCGUUCUCUCCCGGGUCCGGGGAGCCGGUUAUGCAGGAUCUCGAGGAGUCGGUUUUGGUGCCUACGGUUGACAUUCCCUCCAAUACGGGACGGUACACGCCGGUGACGACUCCGGUGCACAAGGCGUUGGUUGUCUCGGAGGGUAUCAUGGGCGCUGCGUCGGUUGCGUCGCUGCCGUUGACCGAGUAUCGCGAUACGGUCUUCGCUGCCGUCAACUUGCCUAAAUACCCCGUUGAAGAAGGCGAGCAGCUUACCUUUCAGCCCAUUGAUGUGGAAGUCGGCAGCAAGGGACUCGACCGCAUCCGCGAGAACAUUGGCAAUGCGAUGGAGUACGAGCGAUCCUGGUACAAGAGCAAUGUGCCUUCCGUUGUCCAAUGGCUCAAGGCUGGUGUGAAAAACGACGAGAAUAAGGUCACCAAGCCCGUGGUUCGACUUCACAUUGCAUCCUUUUUGCGCAACACGUUAGCGGAGAUUGAGGCCGAGGAGGCGCGUCUGCUGUCUGGCCAAUUCUCAGCGGAAGUUGCUUCGCCUAAAGUUGCACUCAUGAACGAGAGACUGGCGGAGUGGUCGCAGUUCGCGCACGAGGAGCUCCAGCAGCAGCUGGAUCUCGCGUUCGCAGGCAAGCGAUGGCGGAAGCUGGGCUGGUGGAAGCUAUUCUGGCGCGUCGACGACGUCGGGUCUCUUACGACGGACAUGCUCAGCCAGCGCUUCCUCCCGGGGGCAGAGCGGGAGCUUGUCUACCUCGCUGGCCGCAUCGCCGAGUCUGGCGUUGUUCCCGCUGCCGUCGAGUCUCCUAGCUACUCACAGCCUACGUCAACGCUGCAACCAGUUGUGGAAACGAAGACGGUAACCAGUAUCACGAGUCAGAAACCAAAGUGGCCUACGCAUAUCUCAUUUACCCGACGUUAUCUCCAUGAGGAGACGGUUCCUGCGCUCCAGGCCCUCGCGCAGAAGCUAGUCCUUCAGGCCUCUACCACAUCGGCAGUAACAACGGGACUCGCGGGGCUGCUAUACGUCUCGCAGUACGCAUCAACAAUCUACGAGGCGGGCGCCGUGGCGGCUCUCGGUAUCGUCUGGAGUCUACGCAACAUGCAGAAGAAGUGGGAGACGGCCCGGACAUACUGGGAGGGCGAGGUGCGCGAGGAGGGCCGCAAGGCCGUGAGAGGAGUCGAGCAGAGCGUCGCCAACGCGUUGGACGCCCCUCGGGACCAGGACACGCCGGUCGAGGGCGCCGAGGAGCUCCGCAGGGCAAGGGAACUCGUAGAGAAGGCCGAGGAUGCCCUUCAACGGUUGAAGUAG
Colletotrichum truncatum is the source of this 1953-nucleotide messenger RNA. RefSeq lists its product as uncharacterized. The record is from RefSeq and is a predicted model, not a curated record. NCBI's taxonomy places the organism in Eukaryota, Fungi, Ascomycota, Sordariomycetes, Glomerellales, Glomerellaceae.